Halteromyces radiatus is the source of this 1987-nucleotide messenger RNA. RefSeq lists its product as uncharacterized. Gene Ontology annotation, biological process: regulation of ARF protein signal transduction. The record is from RefSeq and is a predicted model, not a curated record. Gene Ontology annotation, molecular function: guanyl-nucleotide exchange factor activity. NCBI's taxonomy places the organism in Eukaryota, Fungi, Mucoromycota, Mucoromycetes, Mucorales, Cunninghamellaceae. The transcript has 6 exons. The coding region runs from base 58 to 1968 and encodes 636 amino acids.
GAUGAUGAUGAUGAUGCAUAUGAAACAGCCAGUGGACCAAGUGAUUAUUCUCUUGACAUGUGUGACAGAUUGGAUGAAAUUAAUGACAACUCUGAUGACAGUAUUUAUUAUAUCAACCAUCAAAACAACAACAUUAUCAAGAACAACAACGACGUUAAUAACAUUGGAAAUAUCUUAUUGACACGUAUGGAUAAUGAAAAAUAUGAUAGACCAACUUCUCCUUCUAGACCAUUAGGACGGAGUAGUAGUACGAAAGGGAUAUAUGUCAAUUCCAUUUUUGAUUCAAUGGAUCCUGAAGUGGCUCAAGCAUUACUAGAAUGGCGACGACAAUCCUUAUUGAAAAUUGAUUGGUCUAAUAUGUUUGCUGUCAAAUCAGAACUAUGGCGAUCCUCCAAUCUUUUCCACUUUCUUUCAAUCGAACAACAACAACAACAAUCACCAGAACAUUGUCAUCAACAUCAACUUCUUCAACCACAACAACAACAUCAUCUUGAUCUACCAUCAUCACAGUCAUCGAUAGCCACAAGUCUUAUCAGUUUGGAUUUCAAAGGUGUCUCAUUGGACAAGGCCUUCAGAUCUUAUAGUACUAGAAUCGAUUAUGCCAAAGCUAGUGUACUAGAAAUUGAUCAGGCUUUACAAGUGUUCGCUCAAUUAUACUGGGAAUGCAAUCCAACAAAGUUAUUUAGAUGUGCCGAGCUGGUAUAUAUCGUGAUUCAUUCUCUUAUGCAACUCAAUACAGAUAUUCAUGCCGGAAAAGAGCACAUUGCCAUGGAUAGUUUUUGUGAUCAAACUAUUCAAACGAUACUUAGUCAUCAAGCUUCUAUUCCUAUCAUGCUUUUCGAUUCUGAUGGCGAAACUACAUGGCAACAACAAAUGACUGAUUGUUUGAAGUUACUGUAUAAAUCAAUCCAAAGAUCAAGUUUACUUCCAAAGGAACAGGUUCAACCAACCAGUACUGUUAUUGAAAAGGAAUUUGAUGAUCAACCAAAUGAUGAACAAUGUUUAACAGAAAAUCAACUUGAUACUGCAUUCGACAAUUUAUUCAUUAGUGUACCAGAAACUUCAAACAACAACAAUGUGAUAUCUAAUCCAACUAUGUCAACAACCAUUCUUCAAAAACAACAACAACAACAUCGCCGACGUCGAUCAAACUCAUUAUAUUCAACACCAUCAUGGACAUUAUUACGACGAAGAGAUACUUAUCGCACUAAAAUUGGACCUUAUAAGGAAGGACCUCUCUCAUGUCAAGUCAACGACGAAAAAUGGAGAAUCUGCUGGGUCAUUUUGCAACAAGGGCAUCUUCAUAUAUACCAUCAACAUGAAAAGACUGAAUUCCCUAUUCAUACAACUACCACAUCAACAAGUUCACUUACUUCUGAUAUCAACAACAAAAAUAAGAUCAAGAAAAAAUUUAUGCAUCAUAUAGCACCAUCGAGUACCAGCAGCAAUAACUCAGGUGCUAAUGCAAGUCAUGGUAACAUUCACAACAAUGGUCAGCUGAAGAAAACGGAACCAUAUCAAGAGGUAGAUAUUCAUCUUGGGAAUACAUUUUGUGAAAAGGCUGGAGCACAUGUUUUUAUACUGAAAUUAGCUAAUGGCAGUAUAUAUAUCUUUGAUUGUGGAUCAGAAUCUCAAGUUAAUUUAUGGAUAAGAGAUUGUAAUUAUUGGGCAGCCAUAGAAACGAAAAUUGUACCAUCACGGGGUAUAUCAUCUCAUUCCUCUCUUUUGGAAUCAUCAUCCUUAUCAAUAUCAUCAUGGAAACGACCACCACCACCAGCUGGAGCCAGUGUUUUGGAUAAGAUUGGACAACAAAAAGCGAUUGAUGCACAACUGGAUUAUCUUCAAAAUGAACUCAAAUUACAUCUUCAACAACCUGGAUGGUCAAAUAGUACUUGGCAAGAUAAGAAGAUGUAUUUGGAAUUAGAAAUUAGAAAAUAUCAAUGUUAUCAAAAUGUCAUCUACCAAUAAUAAAAACGUAAUUUUUUUU